UAAAGUUAAGUAUUAACCUCAUAUGAAGCUAGCCAAAAACGCUGUUUCGAUUCGUAGCUUACCCGGACACGAAAUAAAAAUGGAAUUACGUCUGCCUAUAGACGAGAAAGAGAGUGCCACUACACUUUUAUAUGUCGUAACAGCAAACUUUGUUGCAAUCAAGGAACGAACGAAAGACAAAAAGAAACAGUACGUCUUUGUUUUCAACGUAGAUUGGUCAGAUGGUACGAGUAGCGUUGUGUGGAGGAGUUACAGCGAGUUCUUUGAUCUGCAGUGCCGGCUAUUAGACUCGUUUCCCGAGGAAGCUGGGAGUAAGAGGAGGGCUAGAAUCAUUCCAUACCUUCCAGGGAGACAAAUUUUCAAGAAGAGUGACAGUCACCUUGCAGAAGAAAGGAGACCCCAUUUGAUCAAAUAUACCAAUGAAAUUCUUAUGCUGCCCAAGAACAUUUCUCAGGGUCCAAUUGUUGUGUCUUUCUUCCACAAAAGAAAGGGUGACCCAGUAUGCUUCAACCAAUUCCCUUCAAAACUGAACACCAAGUUAGAAUUUCAAUUGUGGACAUCUCCAACAAAGGAAGAAAUUCAGCAACCAGAAACAAAUGAAGUAAAUGACAGUGAAAAUCAAGAUGGACAUGAUGCAUUUGGUCAAGUGAAUUUGUCAUAUGAAAGAUCUUUAAGUGUCGGCAAUAGAAAUUACAUUAAGAAAGACAGUUGACUUGAAACUUAUUUUAUUUCUAUAACAAAUUUUGUAAGAAGGUUUUGAUUAUGAUUAUUAACUUUAUUUUAUGAAAUUAUUUUAAUAGUAGCAUGAGACUCUUGAGAGGUUUUCAGCCCAUACAUAGAAUAGGAAUUAAGAUGGUGACCAAGGACAGCGAAGUGUUUUUGAAAGUGGGGGGAAAGGAGGAGUGGGGCUCAACUAUCCCUCAGGCAACACUAUGUGGAAUUUAAGCCUUGUUUCGGAAAUGCAAAAUUUUCCUUUGACUAUAUAACAUGGUAAAUAAUACAGUAAAAAUAUUUCUCCAGAACCCACAGCUCCUCCUAACCCCUCCCCCCUCCCCCCUCUCUCCUUGUCUCCACCGUCUCUGGAAGGAUGAAUGAGGUCCCCAGGGAGGGUACUCCCACAUAUGGACUAUACGGGGAUGAUAUACUGAACAGGGUAUGGUUUUUCGAGCUUCUUGUCAUAAACAGGGUAUGCAAUUUUCCUCAAAUUCCAAGUUUUUCCUGAGUUUCCUUUCAUAUUCAGGGUUUCUACUUUCGUAUUGACCGAAACUGGUCAUUAUGGUCAUAAAAAAACAAUACACGAGAUGACAUAAUAAUUGAAACAGGAACUCAGUGCAAUAAAUUAUAUCUUUUGUCAUAAACAGGGUCUACAAAUUUGAGUUUUUUCGUCAUAAACAGGCCUAGGGUACCCCUUUCAGAAUCCCAGCAGAACACCCCUACCCAAAUUCUGGUGGAGUACCCCCCGGGAUAAGGUCAAACAAAGCACUCAAUGUCUUGCCAAUUAUAGACCUAAUUUGUCUUGGCGUAAUGUUUACCAGUUCAGACCAAUUGUCAUUCCAUUAAGAAUAGGAUUCUUUAAUUUGAAUUUUAUCCAUAUAGCUAAUUUUAAAAUGUUAUUGUGAACUGGCUGAAGCCUAUGCGACUAGACUCAAAAGAACUAUGGGUAGAAAUCACUGAGGCAUGCAGCUUACUGCUGUAUCUGAUUAUAUAUGCCCUAGGGUUUACAUAAAUAUGGACCCUGGCUAGCAAAUGACCAGUAUUGAAGGAGAUAGUCUUUUAAUACCUUCAUAUUUUCGAAAUUUGGAACAUAACCUUUAGACCAUUAAUUUUCAUUUUGCAAAACCAGAAGACAUACAUUAUUAUUAUUAGUCGGUGUAAACAACUUAUUCAGAGUGGUUUCUUUGCUUCAGUUAUUUCUACCCAUACUCCCUUUCAGUCCAGUUGCACAGGCAUGAGCCGGUGGACCACAACAUUUUUUGAAUUGACUGUAUUCAUUUGUCUUCUCAUGUGCACCCUUUAAACAAUUUAAAGACAUGAUACUCUUGGGAAUGACACAUGGCCUGUAAUGCAUGGUUAAACAUGGUUAUACCCAUGUAAGAAUUAGCUGGUAACAUUCAGUCAGAACGCCCUGAAACCAUCCAAGCCUUAUUUAAUCAAUAAUCAAUAAUAGAAUAUAAAAUGACCACUAUUGAAUGCAUGUUGACUAGAGAUAAAUCGACAACAUGCACUCCUACAAAAAUAUUCCUUGGCAUAAGGAUAAAAAUGUACAUACAGACGUUACAAAUAUA
Molecule: messenger RNA, 2285 nt
Organism: Actinia tenebrosa (Australian red waratah sea anemone)
Lineage: Eukaryota; Metazoa; Cnidaria; Anthozoa; Actiniaria; Actiniidae
Product: SH3 and PX domain-containing protein 2A
Biological process (GO): superoxide anion generation
Cellular component (GO): cytoplasm
Molecular function (GO): superoxide-generating NADPH oxidase activator activity; phosphatidylinositol binding
Source: RefSeq, a predicted model, not a curated record